Rosa chinensis is the source of this 576-nucleotide messenger RNA. RefSeq names its product secreted RxLR effector protein 161-like. The transcript has a single exon. Lineage: Eukaryota; Viridiplantae; Streptophyta; Magnoliopsida; Rosales; Rosaceae. Bases 1 to 576 code for a protein of 191 amino acids. The record is from RefSeq and is a predicted model, not a curated record.
AUGGAAUCCUGUGCACCUGGUGACGUCCCUAUGUCUAAAGAAGAUAAGUUUUCUAAGAAUUCUAAAAAUGGGGGGAAGAGUGGUGACAUGGAAAGCAGACCUUAUGCUAGGCUCAUUGGCAGUUUAAUGUAUGCACAGGUCUGUACAAGACCUGAUUUAUCAUUUGCAAUAGGUAUUCUCUCUAGGUUACAAUCAAACUCUUCUCAUCAGCAUUGGGUUGCAGGCAAGAAGGUUCUUAGGUAUUUACAGAGAACUAAGUCUCACGUGUUAGUUUACAGAAAAGUGGAAAAUCUGAAGUUGCUUGGUUACACUGAUUCAGACUUUGCAGGUAACUAUCCCAGCUCCAUGAAGUCCACUUGCGGCUAUGUUUUUAUGCUUGUUGGAAUUGAUGUAGCAUGGAAAACCAUGAAACAAAAAUUGAUUGGCACCUCCACAAUGCAAGCAGAGUUCAUAGCUGUAUAUGAAGGAGUCUAUGAAGGCUUGUGGAUUAAGAAUUUUUUGAUGCAAACUGAAGUCCUUAAGUCUAUAGUCUCAGGAGCACUUAAAGCAUUCUGUGAUAAUGAGGCUGUGAUUUGA